AUGCACAUUAACGUGGUCGUUAUCGGCCACGUCGAUUCCGGAAAAUCCACCACCACCGGUCACUUGAUCUACAAGUGCGGAGGAAUUGACAAGCGUACCAUCGAGAAGUUCGAGAAGGAAGCCGCCGAGUUGGGCAAGGGUUCUUUCAAAUACGCUUGGGUUCUUGACAAACUAAAGGCCGAGCGUGAGCGUGGUAUCACCAUUGAUAUCGCUCUCUGGAAGUUCGAGACUCCUAAGUACUAUGUCACCGUCAUUGAUGCCCCAGGUCACCGUGAUUUCAUCAAGAACAUGAUCACUGGUACCUCCCAGGCUGAUUGCGCCGUUCUCAUCAUUGCCGCUGGUACUGGUGAGUUCGAGGCUGGUAUCUCCAAGGAUGGUCAGACCCGUGAGCACGCUCUCCUCGCCUACACCCUCGGUGUCAAGCAACUCAUCGUUGCUAUCAACAAGAUGGACACCACCAAAUGGUCCGAGGCCCGUUUCCAAGAAAUCAUCAAGGAGACCUCUUCCUUCAUCAAGAAGGUCGGAUACAACCCAAAGACUGUUGCCUUCGUUCCAAUCUCCGGAUUCAACGGUGACAACAUGAUUGACAACUCCCCCAACUGCCCAUGGUACAAGGGUUGGGAGAAGGAGACCAAGGCUGGAAAGUCCACCGGAAAGACCCUCCUCGAGGCUAUUGAUGCCAUCGACCCACCUUCCCGUCCUACCGACAAGCCCCUCCGUCUUCCUCUUCAGGAUGUUUACAAGAUUGGUGGUAUUGGCACGGUGCCAGUCGGACGUGUCGAGACCGGUGUCAUCAAGGCCGGUAUGAUCGUCACCUUCGCCCCAGCUGGUGUCACCACUGAAGUCAAGUCCGUCGAGAUGCACCACGAGCAGCUUGUCGAGGGUCUCCCAGGAGACAACGUUGGUUUCAACGUCAAGAACGUUUCCGUCAAGGAAAUCCGUCGUGGUAACGUUGCUGGUGACUCCAAGAACGAUCCACCAAUGGCCGCCGAGACCUUCGAUGCUCAAGUCAUCGUCCUCAACCACCCAGGUCAAGUUUCCGAUGGUUACGCUCCAGUUCUUGAUUGCCACACUGCCCACAUUGCUUGCAAGUUCAAGUCCAUCAAGCAGAAGAUCGAUCGUCGUACUGGUAAGGCUCUUGAGGAGAAGACUGAUGACAAGAAGUUGAUCAUCAAGUCUGGUGAUGCUGCUAUCGUCACCAUGGAGCCAUCUAAGCCCAUGUGUGUUGAGGCUUUCACUGACUACGCUCCUCUUGGUCGUUUCGCCGUCCGUGACAUGAGACAAACCGUCGCUGUCGGUGUCAUCAAGUCCGUCAAGAAGAUCGACAAAGCCACCAAGGUCACCAAGGCUGCUGCCAAGGCAGGUGCUAAGAAAUAG
Molecule: messenger RNA, 1377 nt
Organism: Glarea lozoyensis ATCC 20868
Lineage: Eukaryota; Fungi; Ascomycota; Leotiomycetes; Helotiales; Helotiaceae
Product: P-loop containing nucleoside triphosphate hydrolase
Exons: 3
Coding region: 1-1377 (458 amino acids)
Biological process (GO): translational elongation; translation
Molecular function (GO): GTPase activity; translation elongation factor activity; GTP binding
Source: RefSeq, a predicted model, not a curated record